AUGCCAAUCAAGCCUAUGAAAACCAAGAGCUUUACACCUAGUUUGAUUAACGAGCCACGUUCAUUGACUCUUCCUCCACUACCGCCAAAACCCCUAAUGCAAAUUUCCUUGAAAUGUCCUUUUCGGCCUAUAGCUUUGAGAGAAAAGGAUGCAAAAUCGUCCGAAGUAAGAGAGUUUUGGAACAAUAGUUCUACUGUCACGGAAGCUUUAAGAAAGGCAUCGACCGAUUUUAGCGAAGCACUUGCUAACACUAUACGAGAGAUUAUACGACCUGAGAUAGCCACAGAUGCCGACAAUAAUCCGUUAUUUAUAUCUGAGCAUGGAAAGGAUUCGAAGAAUGCAACUAAUCAGGACGAGAAAGUGGAAGAUGAGCUUAUUGAAUACGCAAAAAGAGGUGAAAAAUAUUUCGAAGACCAAGAAUCAGAGAAGAUCGAGAACCAAUAG
This is a messenger RNA of Funneliformis mosseae, 444 nucleotides long. NCBI's taxonomy places the organism in Eukaryota, Fungi, Glomeromycota, Glomeromycetes, Glomerales, Glomeraceae. The record is from the annotation of a GenBank genome assembly.